Molecule: messenger RNA, 888 nt
Organism: Colletes gigas
Lineage: Eukaryota; Metazoa; Arthropoda; Insecta; Hymenoptera; Colletidae
Product: peptidyl-tRNA hydrolase ICT1, mitochondrial
Exons: 3
Coding region: 93-698 (201 amino acids)
Biological process (GO): mitochondrial translational termination
Cellular component (GO): mitochondrial large ribosomal subunit
Molecular function (GO): translation release factor activity
Source: RefSeq, a predicted model, not a curated record
UCCAACCCAACUUACCCAACUGUGCAGUAGGUGGCAGUAGGUAUCGAAAUAAACGAUAUUGUUUAUUCUUUGUGACUUAAAGAAUAAACAAAAUGAAUAUCGUUAGUAGACAAUGCAUUAGAAUUUUUAGAAACGAUUUAACGCAACAGAAUCAAUGUUUCAUUUUUGGAAGAGCUCUAGCUUAUAAAAGUGCUAUCUCGCUUGAUAAAUUGUAUCCGACAAGUAACCUCAAACUUUAUACACCAACCUUUGUUCCUGAAGACCCAAAUGCGAAAUUUAAUGGUUAUAUACCGUUAGAACAAAUUGAUAUAACAUAUUCCCGUAGUAGUGGUCCUGGAGGCCAACACGUGAAUCGUACCAAUACUAAAGUAGAUAUAAGGUUUCAUUUAAAAAGCGCUAAAUGGUUAUCAGAAGAAAUUAAAGAAAAAUUGGCCGAAGAAUUGAAAAGCAAGCUAACUAGAGAAGGCUACUUAGUAAUAAAAUCAGAAUUAACAAGAUCGCAACAAUUAAAUCUAGCUGACGCUCUAGAGAAAUUAAGGACAAUGAUAAGAAAUACAACAAAACCACCGCCAGAGGUAUCUCCCGAGACUUUAGAAAUGAAACGGAAACAAAAGCUUAAAGCAGCAAGAGAAAGAGUUUUUAAAAAACGAAUGCAUUCUGAAAUUAAGAAUGCGAGAAACUCUCCUGUAGACUUUUAAUUUUCUUUGUACAGUUGUAAUUAUAUAUGUUCCAGAUAGAAUAAUUUACUGCUUAAAUAAAUAAAGUGUAAUAUAAAAUACGUAGUCGUAGGAUUUAUAUAAUAAAUAUCAUAAACUUUUGAGCCCCAACCCGAAUCCAAAAUAUCAGCAAACCCCUAAUUAUCUUAUUCAUCGAUCAACUAUAAAUAGU